ACGCCCCCCGCCGCCGCCAAUGGCGCCGGCACAAAGUGACCUUGGCCGCGCCCCGCCCCUUCCGCCGCCCGGCCCCGCCGCGCCUGCGCACAGCCGGCCCUGUCCGCCCGCCCGUCGGCCCGAGCGCGGCACCGCAGCGAGACGCCGGAUCGUGAGCCCCGGGACGCCGCCCGCUAAGAUGUUCGCUUGCGCCAAGCUCGCCACUUCGCCCUCCCUGAUCCGUGCUGGAUCAAGAGUCUUGUACAGACCAAUUUCGGCGUCUGUGUUGUCUAGGCCAGAGGUCAAGAAUGGAGAGGGCAAGUCAACAGUUAAUGGGGCCCAAAAUACUGUCUCCCAAGUAGCACUUAGAGAAUUCCAGACAAGUGCUAUCAGCAGGGACAUUGACACUGCUGCCAAAUUCAUUGGUGCUGGUGCAGCCACAGUGGGUGUGGCUGGUUCUGGUGCUGGUAUUGGAACAGUCUUCGGUAGUCUAAUCAUUGGUUAUGCCAGAAAUCCUUCUCUGAAGCAGCAGCUGUUCUCAUAUGCUAUCCUGGGAUUCGCCCUGUCUGAAGCUAUGGGUCUCUUCUGUCUGAUGGUUGCUUUCUUGAUCCUGUUUGCCAUGUGAAUGGAGAUCUGCCUGUAAUAUUGGCAUUGGAAUGUAACUGCAUUUUAUGGGACUCCCAAAAUGUUGGUGUCAUGGAAAUUGAUGCUAUUUCCAAAGUCAUUUCAUUAAAGAUAACAACUUUAACUGUCAA
Messenger RNA from Poecile atricapillus (Black-capped chickadee), 734 nucleotides. RefSeq names its product ATP synthase membrane subunit c locus 3 (gene ATP5MC3). Gene Ontology annotation, molecular function: proton transmembrane transporter activity. The transcript has 5 exons. Lineage: Eukaryota; Metazoa; Chordata; Aves; Passeriformes; Paridae. Gene Ontology annotation, biological process: proton motive force-driven ATP synthesis; proton transmembrane transport. The record is from RefSeq and is a predicted model, not a curated record. The coding region runs from base 20 to 604 and encodes 194 amino acids.